Molecule: messenger RNA, 471 nt
Organism: Penicillium canariense
Lineage: Eukaryota; Fungi; Ascomycota; Eurotiomycetes; Eurotiales; Aspergillaceae
Product: putative FHA domain protein SNIP1
Exons: 2
Coding region: 1-471 (156 amino acids)
Biological process (GO): mRNA splicing, via spliceosome; maintenance of RNA location
Cellular component (GO): nucleus
Molecular function (GO): protein binding; mRNA binding
Source: RefSeq, a predicted model, not a curated record
AUGCACCUCCACCUGAAAAGACUUGCGGCAGAAAGCAACACGGUUCAGGUUGAAGGCGGCGCAGGAAUCGUCUUGAAAUACCAUGAGCCCCCAGAGGCGCGCAAACCGCCAGCUAAAGAAGCCUGGCGAUUCUAUGUCUUCAAAGGAGAGGACAUGUUGGAAGUGGUGGAACUUGGUGAGCGAAGCUGCUGGCUGAUUGGUCGCGAGAAUGCCGUGGUGGACUUUCCUCUCGAACACCCUAGCUGUUCGAAGCAACACGCCGCACUUCAGUUCCGUUACGUCGAGAAACGGAAUGAGUAUGGUGAUCGAAUCGGCAAGGUCAAGCCGUACCUAAUUGACCUCGAGAGUGCAAAUGGGACCCAUGUCAAUGGCGAUGCUAUCCCGGCGGGCCGUUACGUGGAGGUUAUGGACAAGGACGUAAUCAAAUUCGGAUUGAGUACCCGCGAGUAUGUCCUCAUGCUGCCAAGCUGA